Ilex paraguariensis (yerba mate) is the source of this 761-nucleotide messenger RNA. The record is from the annotation of a GenBank genome assembly. NCBI's taxonomy places the organism in Eukaryota, Viridiplantae, Streptophyta, Magnoliopsida, Aquifoliales, Aquifoliaceae.
CUUUUCCCCCAAAGUUUGACCUAGUAAUGUCACUUCCUAUUUCUGGUUUUAUAUGUAUUUGUGUGCACUUCCAAGCCUGUACUAAAUAGUGUGGUGAUGAUUUGGACCAGGAGUGGGAGAUGAUCAAUGAUCUGAGAGCAGACAUGGCUAGGCUGCAGCAAGGUAUGAGUCACAUGCAGAGAAUGUUGGAGGCCUGCAUGGACAUGCAACUGGAGUUGCAACGCUCAGUUAGGCAGGAAGUCUCUGCUGCUCUGAAUCGAUCUGCAGAUGGACAAGGCAUGGCUGAGACCUCAGAAGAUGGAUCUAAAUGGGGUCAUGUCAGGAAAGGAACUUGCUGUGUUUGUUGUGAUAGCCACAUUGAUUCUUUAUUGUACAGAUGUGGGCACAUGUGCACUUGUUCCAAAUGUGCAAACGAGUUGGUUCGUGGUGGAGGAAAGUGUCCAUUGUGCCGUGCUCCAAUUGUUGAGGUGAUCCGAGCAUACACCAUAUUGUAAACAAGUGUUCAUAAAAAAGAAACUGACAAAAAGAAUCAAAAACUGACCCUGUUUGAAGACUGGCAUUGGAUCUCUGCUGAAAGGAUUGUGUUUAGAAGAGAGCUUCCAAGUGAAUGAAGUGACCAAGUGAUGAAUCACUGCCAGAGUUUCAAUCCUUGCAAACUCAUAACCAGGACAAAUCCUUGGUCCUCCUCCAAAUGCCACAAAACUGUGAGGUGGGACUGGAUUUUGCUCCUUAAACCUUGUUGGAUCAAACUUUGAUGGAUC